This is a messenger RNA of Anopheles moucheti, 1389 nucleotides long. RefSeq lists its product as uncharacterized. The record is from RefSeq and is a predicted model, not a curated record. NCBI's taxonomy places the organism in Eukaryota, Metazoa, Arthropoda, Insecta, Diptera, Culicidae. The coding region runs from base 113 to 298 and encodes 61 amino acids. The transcript is spliced from 3 exons.
UCUGAUUUUAUUUCCGACCCCGUGAAGGUUGCACGAAGCGUUGCUGUCGUUUAGGGAUUUUCCCUGAAUAAACCCAUCUCGAAAAACCAGCAACAGUGCGGGAAGACAAAGCAUGAAAACGACACAGGCCAUCCGAUAUGCCGUUCGUCUGAACUAUGGACAGGUUAACGAUGUGGCUAGCAAGUCCACGGAUCGUUAUACAACCAGAUCAGCGGCCCUUCUAGCAGCACUCGGUAUUGGAUUGUCCUCGUUUAGUAUGAAACAAAUGCUAACCAAACCGGCUAAAAGGAAAUUGUAAGAUUCCGGCCACUGGUUUCACCCGGUUUACCUUCUACCUAUCUAACCUGAAACGUCCGUGGAAAUCAAAUGAAAUUGAAAGUUAGCUCUGUAUCACAGCAUCGCAAGACGUAAUUUCGGAGAAAGGCUGAUGGCGCUACGGCAUUAGUGAAUAUUUCAACGUUUUUUUGUAGAAUAUAUCGGUUUAAUUGAACCCCUUCUGUUGAGCUUACGUUUUUCAAUCGUACAAUGCAGACCGACUGAUUUUACGGUGGAACAUAUUUUAGAAUUGUCGUAGGUGAUUUGAAAUAGCAACUAAUCCAAAACAAAUUGCCCAUUGGCCACACACACUCACACAGCUUCCGGUACGGACUCUGCAUGUAGCAAAGCAUACAAUUGAUAGCAGCUUAUAUACUGUCCAGUCCUUAGGGAAUUACAGACUGAAAGUUUACGUUAGUUUCAGACAAUGCUCUUUAAGCUGAGUGAAAGUUUCAUGAACGUAGAUUUAAUUCCUAAUUGUUUUAAUUUGUGUAGCAUUUAGGUUUAUAAUUUGCUCUUCAUGUUAGCUUGAGCUAUACGUACGGAUGAAGUGUUGUAGGGAUGUAAAAUUGCAAAACACUUACGAGUGGUGUAUGUGUGUUCGAUGCUAGUUCAUCAUUGUAUCGCAGAUUUUGUUUUACCACAUUGAAACAAACAAGGAAAGCUUAGAAUAGAUUGAUUUAUUGUAACUACUUGGGGGUAUGAAAUCAGUAAAGACUGCAGAGCAAGCGAGUGAAAUUUAUAUAGUACCACAUAUCCAUUGGCCAACGAUGAAUUUGUGUUGAACCCAGUAAGGAAUGCGAAUGGAAUUUGGAACGACUACCUGCUAAAUAAAUUGCGGUAAAUAGUAACAAAAAUGUGGGAUAUUAACUAUCCAUACCAAACCAGGAAGUAUCUUGUAACUUGACAAAAAAGCUUACUCAGUAUAACUGAACGAAUGUGGCUUUUCUUCCAAAGAGCAUUGCGCUAGGAUAUGGGCAAACCACUUUGAAAGGUUUGAUUUCUUUACGAUAGACCGGAUUUGGUGUGAUAGUUAGAAAGAUAAAUAAAAUACAAACUAUGUCAAUGCUUCAA